UCUGCUUCAUUUUGCACAGCUGCAGCCUGCGGACCGAGCGGACACAACGGAGCCAACAAGAGUUGGAUUGCGAUCUGAGCUGACAGAGUCUAUUUGACAUUGGGAUCGACAAGGCUAUUGUUGUCUUUGCAGCCUUUAUCGUCUUCAACGUAACUCGGGACUGAAGAGGACAGCAUAUAGCAGUAAAGUCGUCAGUCUGGUCACCGUUAGCGAUUUGAUAACCGGCUAGCUAGCUAACAGUUAGCCAGCGCGCAGCAAGUUAGCCACUUCUGCGCAUUAGCUAGCUAGCCAGGGUGUUUGUUAUUGAAUAGGGCUGUUGGAAGACGCCGUUCACAGUGUUGCAGCGAAGUGCAUCGACGAAUCGGAACGUGGUCGACGUGCUGGUCGGCGCGUUAGCCCAUUGCAGUGCCUCCUAACAGCGGGCUAGGAUAUGAGAAAGAAUGAGUCAAAGGGACACCCUGGUUCAUCUCUUUGCUGGAGGCUGUGGGGGCACAGUGGGUGCUAUCCUGACGUGCCCACUGGAGGUGGUGAAGACCAGGCUCCAGUCAUCCUCCGUCACCACCUUCUACGUGUCUGAGGUGCAGCUCAGCGGCGUCAACGGGGCCAGCGUGGCCCGCAUGUCCCCCCCAGGUCCCCUGCACUGCCUCAAGUUAAUAUUGCAGAAAGAAGGACCUCGAUCACUCUUUAGAGGUCUGGGGCCUAACCUUGUGGGCGUGGCUCCUUCUAGAGCCAUAUAUUUUGCCGCCUACUCGACAGCGAAGGAGAAACUAAAUGGCGUGUUCGAGCCCGACUCCACACAGGUGCACAUGGUCUCGGCCGCCUUAGCAGGGUUUACAGCAAUUACAGCAACCAAUCCAAUCUGGCUUAUCAAGACCCGCUUGCAACUUGAUGCCAGGAACCGAGGUGAGCGUCACAUGAGUGCAUUUGACUGUGUCCGACGGGUGUACCAGGCAGACGGGAUCCGGGGAUUCUACAGGGGCAUGUCAGCAUCCUAUGCUGGCAUCUCAGAGACUGUCAUCCAUUUUGUGAUAUACGAGAGCAUCAAACGCAAGCUGCUGGAGUCCAAGGUCCAGGCCAACAUGGACGAGGAGGAGGAGGUGGUGAAGGACGCAUCAGACUUCGUAGGGAUGAUGCUGGCAGCAGCCACAUCCAAAACCUGUGCCACCUCUAUUGCUUAUCCACAUGAGGUGAUCCGCACUAGACUUCGAGAGGAGGGUAGCAAGUACCGCUCCUUCUUUCAGACUUUUGGCAUGGUGAUACGUGAGGAGGGCUACCGCGCCCUCUACCGUGGUCUUACUACCCAUCUGGUCCGGCAGAUACCCAACACCGCCAUCAUGAUGUCCACCUACGAACUGGUGGUCUACCUGCUGAACGGUUAACCCCCCCC
Molecule: messenger RNA, 1387 nt
Organism: Alosa alosa (allis shad)
Lineage: Eukaryota; Metazoa; Chordata; Actinopteri; Clupeiformes; Clupeidae
Gene: slc25a36a
Product: solute carrier family 25 member 36a
Exons: 7
Coding region: 441-1379 (312 amino acids)
Biological process (GO): pyrimidine nucleotide import into mitochondrion
Cellular component (GO): mitochondrion
Molecular function (GO): pyrimidine nucleotide transmembrane transporter activity
Source: RefSeq, a predicted model, not a curated record